Sebastes umbrosus (honeycomb rockfish) is the source of this 3874-nucleotide messenger RNA. RefSeq names its product thymocyte selection associated family member 2 (gene themis2). The record is from RefSeq and is a predicted model, not a curated record. The transcript is spliced from 6 exons. Gene Ontology annotation, biological process: T cell receptor signaling pathway. NCBI's taxonomy places the organism in Eukaryota, Metazoa, Chordata, Actinopteri, Perciformes, Sebastidae. Bases 124 to 2241 code for a protein of 705 amino acids.
GCUCCUGUAACUUCCUCAUUCACUUUUGUGGUUUUUGACUGAGAAAAGCAACCUCCUUUUGUGCUUCACUUGCCAUUUGCUGUCUGCCUUCAUUUCUGAUUGCAGCUCGCUGAGGCAGCGGUGAUGGCAGGCCCAACUUCUUUUCCACUUCAACAAUUCAUUGCUUCGUUGGACAACUCUUGUCUGCCAAAAAUUCUACAGGUUUGCUCUGGAGUGUAUUUCCAAGGGUCCGUGUAUGAAAUUUCUGGGAGUGAAGUGUGCUUUUCUACCGGGGAUCUAAUAAAGGUCAUCAACAUUGAGCUCCUGUCAGUUUGCUGUGAAGACAUCAGCAACAAUGAGACGUUUGAGCUUCCUAUCAACCACACAGGUUUGUUCAAGGUUGUUCCGGAGGAGAUGCCGUACGGCACGGUCGAGGAGAUGGUGAGCCUAAGGCCCGUGGGCCUGGAGUCCAGUCUGCCAUUCUCUUUCACCAGCCGCUCCAAGAUCACCCUUGGCAACUUCACAUUGGGGGCCGAGAGAGCUUUGACGGUGCUCUCCAUCGAGAGGCAUGAGGGUAAGGAGGAUCAGGUGCGCUGCCACGUUCAAGGACAACAGGAAGCCUCUGCAGAAGUGUGCAUCCCACUCUCAUCCCAAGGGGAGUUCAGGGAGUGUGAAAACGAGGAGCGCUUCACUCUGCGGGAGAUCAUGUCCUCGCCCUGCCUGCGUAGUCGAAAGUUUCGCUUCAUCAACACCAUCAAGCGUGAACAGCCCCUUGUCCUCAGUCCAAUAUACCAGGUCCACGCCAUCAUGAACUUGAGGAAGAACAUCUUGAGGUUUCCCUCCAGCUUAGAGGUGGAUGUUGUGGAUGUCACUGAGCUGUGUCAGGAUGUGCAUUUUGUGACCCCGCUCAGUCUGACGGAGGUCCUUUCCCAGCCAGAGGAAUCCUUCCCUACAGUAAUUGAGAUAUUGGAAGGCCCAGAGACCCGCUCUCUGUUCAAGUGCAGCUGGCUGCCAGAACUUAGCAAGAGCAACCACCUGAUUUUCCACAAGACGGGAACCUCAGCCAUGGUUUUAUUAUCCAGCCCGAAGAGCCGAAAGACACAGCAGUUCUUCCUUGUAUCUCAGCAAUAUGGUGGACGGUUUCGGAGGCGACCGAGAGAGUUUAAUUCGGUGUAUGAGCUGUAUGUCGCUUCAGUCCAGGCACCGGGUCUGAAGGUGAAUGUGACAAGGAACUGUGAGGAGGUCGAAGAGGAGGGCCUGCCUGCCCUCAGUGUGGGAGAACAGCUGGAGGUUGUCUGCUGCAAAACAAUGGAGUUGCCUUGUGAAAGCAGCAAGGGACAGAAGGAGUCCGUCGAGGCUCUUUUGUGUCAUCGCCUCCAAGAGCCGGAUGAUGACGAUGACGACGAUGACGAUGAAGAGAAGGUCAAGCAGGUGGAUGAGAGAGAGGAGGUUUUCCUGCCUCUGUACAUGCAGGGUCACUUUGUGGAGGUGAUCGGUGAUAACAAGAAGUACAGACUCAGGGACUUGGGGAAGGAGUUUAGAUUGCCGCUGGAUGUUAAAGUGGUGAGCCGGGACACUGAACUCGAGACCGAUCCACUAGUUGGGUUUGCAGGUCUCAGAAUAGAGGGGGCCAUGUUGGAGCCCACCAUCCAGGCAAGCUUUCCUGACAGGCCGGACCGCUGUUUCGAGAUCCCAACACAGUGGCUUUCUAUGUCUGUCUGUUUUACCAAGGACGCCCUGCCAUGGCCCAGUGACCAACAACCUAAGUGCCACGUGGAUAGGGUCACCGAAGUGACGGACGCGUUCUUUUAUGAAUUCCGAAAACAGGGGUGCUCAGAUGCGGAUCCUCCACCUCGACCACCAAAGCGAAAUCUGUCAUCUUCGAAGCCUUUGAAAAAAACAUCAAAAUCCACAAAGAAAUCCUCCAAGGCAGACAAGUCCAAACAUGGGCCGGACAAAAGCUCCCCAACCAAGGAGUUUGCCAAUUUGACUUUAAAUAGCAAACGAAGGCCACCAGCCCCCCCACCUCCAGCUUUCUUGGAUGAUCAACCCCCACCGGUCAUACCCCGAAAGAACUCAGGGGGUGAAAUGACGACAGGCAAGGCUCUGCCGAACACUUACGUGGGAAUGGAGGAGUCGAAGAAGAAAGUGCUACAGAGAGAAAUCUCAUCAGAUGUGGACAGCGACCAUGACUAUGAAACUGUGGAUGACUCUUUUGCAAUAAUGAUGAAGGACGCACAAGAGAGGGUCAUGUAUUACUAGAGUUUAUAUUCUAGCAAAAUAUCACAUAUGGGCAGCAGGAACUGAGUUUAAGAGUGGCCAGUGGUGAAGUGGUCAUUGAUGAGGUGGCUGUAUUACUAGGUAGAUGGGUAGGUUACUGAGGAGGAAGUGGGUAUUCUCGCCUAUAUAUUCCAAUGGCUUUUUGGCUCCUGGGUCCAAAGAUCAGGAUGCUCAAGGAUUUGUCUGCUCUGAAGUUGUCAGAAUUUAACAUACUUACUGGACAAUUUAUACAAAAGUCUGGAUAUAAAACUGUUUCAAAAGAUAUAUUUUUUACUACCUAUUAGCAAAAUCUAAAGAGAUAUUCAGUUUCAAACUAUAUUUGUCAGCGUUUAGCCUUUCAAAAACCUAUUUGCUCUCCUGCUUAACGCACCUGUAUUAACUGGGCGGUCUAGUGGCAAUCUAACAACACCAUAAAUUACAUUUAUUUAACCACAAUAACAAAAAAUCUAUUUUGGCUCUAGUGCUAUUAUAGUAAAUGUAUUAAGUUCUUACAAAAAAAUAUCCUAUUAUGUAUCUGCAUUCAAGACAGCAUCCACAAAACACAAAGUAACACCCCUGCUUCUGAUGUGGUCAGCGAAACUUUCACCCUCUUCAAGGUUAUAAGCGUGGCUAUAGCUGUUUCACAAACUUUGAACAAGUACUACCCUUGUAGUAUUUGAAAUAUGAUACAGUACAUUAGUACUUUUUGUUCAAACUUGUAGUUUUGGGGUCUGCGGCUUGUAGUUUGUUAUAUAAUACCACUAUAUUGUAUAGCAGUUACUUUAUAUAGUCUAUCCUGGACCUAAACAUCAGCAACACCCCCCAGUAUAUUACGGACUAAUAAAACACCACAAACAACAGCCUUAAAAAUUACCAGAGUUGAAACAAUACUUUGUUGUCUCAAAAAAUGCUUAUUUAUUUCAUGGAGUUGUAAUAAUGUGUUAUAUUUUAUUGUACAGGCAUUUCAUGUAUAUGGCAACCUCCUACAGUGUGCAUGCAGACUCUAGCCAGGAAGGGCUCAAACUAGUCUUGCGGGGAGGCAACAGUCCUAACCACAAAAGGCAACUCUAGAGCUUCUCACAUGCAGUCAUGUAAUGAUAACUAAAUAGCAGAAGUUCUCCCAGUCGUCACAGCAAACUAAUGAUCUGAGUACAAUAAGCGUGCCAUGCAUUGUGUCAAAUCCUGUUUUCUUUUUUUUCUUUGUUUCUUUGAAAUGACUCACUGCCAAAGAAAUACCGAAAUAGUAAGGGAGUUCAUUUUGUGUGUAUUCUCCAUUUCUCUGAAGGUUGGAACCAUUUAUUUUAAUUAGAAACAUAUUGUAGAUUAAUUUCACUGGAGUUUUAUUUUGUAUUUAAAACAUGUAUCAUAAAAAAAAGUAGCUUCAGAAUGCGCUCACACCUGUUUUAUUCAAACUUUGUUCAAACCUGUAAACUGUGUGAACCAGUGGAACUUUGUAGACAGAUGUGUUUGUCCACAUGCCACAGAUGUACCUAAUCCAGUACAGACAAACAUCAAACAAGUGCGACCCUAAUAUACAGGAUGCAAACUUCGGUUUUGUGGUGUCACGGCUAAACACACAUGUAAAUGAACUAUUUCUGUAUUUACAUUUUGAAUAAAUUUGCACAUAUUGCUUGUU